AAACCCUCGUCAUCUUCUCUAACAAUGGAGAAUUCUCCUCUGAAACCAAGGACGAUCCUUCUCAAUGCUGCUUUUGAAGGCGAUCUCGAACGACUCAAAAAAAGUGCGUCAGAAGUAGACAGUGUAGAUGGAGAUGGAUUAGCAACAGUAUUUAGGAAUACUAAAGAUGAAGAUGGUAGAUGUGCUCUUCAUCAUGCUGCUGCUGGAGGGAAAUUAGAUGUUCUCAAGUACUUAAUUGAAGAGAUUAAACUUAUUGAUGAUAUAGAUGUUAAAGAUAAUUCAGGCGGAACUCCCCUGUCCUGUGCAGCUAUGAAUGGACGUAUGGCAGCUGUAUCAUAUCUUCGGAGAAUCGGUGCCAAUCCUGAAAUAGCAAAUAACAAAAAUAUUACUCCUUUGCAUCAUGACGCUAUGAAUGGUAGCUUAUUUUUAUACAAUUGAUCUGUUAGAUUUUUUCCUUGA
Papaver somniferum (opium poppy) is the source of this 459-nucleotide messenger RNA. Its product is annotated as 26S proteasome non-ATPase regulatory subunit 10-like. The coding region runs from base 25 to 438 and encodes 137 amino acids. The record is from RefSeq and is a predicted model, not a curated record. Lineage: Eukaryota; Viridiplantae; Streptophyta; Magnoliopsida; Ranunculales; Papaveraceae. The transcript has 4 exons. Gene Ontology annotation, molecular function: protein binding.